AGCUUUCCAUGGCAUGCUCACAACCGACGGUGUCAAAUUGACUGGCAUCCGAUGUACAUAGAAGGUACUGGCCACACCGAGGGAGAAGGCUGUGAACACAUUUUUUCAUCAUCAAAUGAGCUUGCGCGCAGCACUCGCCACGCUACUCCAUUUCACCGGCAUCAAACGAUCGAGCAACACUUUGCCUUUUGGGACGAUGACAAGUACGCAGCGCUUAGUACAUUUUUACAGAAUCAUUACCGAGAGGCACUCACUGCCAUUCAAACUCUCACCAGCGAACUUUCCUCACUGGAAGGUGUCCUCAAUCUCACACACACCGACUUCGUUCGUUUUCACAAGGAAGAGCGCUCAUACCUCGAUGGCCUGAAGGAACCCCCUGUCAAGGAUCGUGUCAGUGUUCGAUAUGUUCAAGCUCUUGAUGAAGUUGUCGUCCGCCAAAAGGAAUGGAACACAGCACGAGAAGCCGCCAAUCGGGCGCUUGUGGAUAUUCAUGUCGGCGGCUAUCAGGAAAUGCACACCGCCAUCAAUCAAGCCCGGAUCCGAGUUGACGGAUCAUAUUCGAAGCUUCAAAAUGCGGAAGCGAUGGCUUCGCAUUUAGAGAUUCAACUUGGGAUUGACAAGCGAUGGGAGAUUGACAGCGAACUCUACCGUCAAUUUCACCAAGAAGCUUCACUUUUGACUUACCGCACAGCACUCGAUGACUUAGAACGACUUGUCGUGAUGCGUCUAUUUGAGUUGUCGAAACUCUCGCUUUCAGGCACGGGUAAGAUCAUGCUAUUUGCGCACUCACAUAAGUGUUUAUUUUGUUUAUUUUAG
Molecule: messenger RNA, 816 nt
Organism: Suillus clintonianus
Lineage: Eukaryota; Fungi; Basidiomycota; Agaricomycetes; Boletales; Suillaceae
Exons: 3
Source: RefSeq, a predicted model, not a curated record